Molecule: messenger RNA, 4229 nt
Organism: Liolophura sinensis
Lineage: Eukaryota; Metazoa; Mollusca; Polyplacophora; Chitonida; Chitonidae
Product: breast cancer metastasis-suppressor 1-like protein
Exons: 9
Coding region: 75-824 (249 amino acids)
Source: RefSeq, a predicted model, not a curated record
UUUAUAUUUGAGGCGGAAAAGCCCAACUUGGGACUGGGGCAACGGGUUAAAACAUCAAUUUCCCAGCUGUCCUCAUGAACGAAGACAAAAUGCCUGCUAUAGUUGAGAAGCAAACAGAAACGGAAGAAGAAGACAUGGAACAGGAGACACCAGAAAGUGAUAAAACGUCGGAGGAUGACUCGGGAACCGGCUCGGCGUCAGAGGGUGAAGAUAGUUCAGUUAUAGAUGAUGAGGAGUAUGAGAAGAGGAAGACAGACUUCCUCGAUGACAUGGCAGAUCUUGAACGACAAUUUAAUGAAUUGAAAGAGCAAUUGUACAAAGAGCGAGUUUGCCAAGUGGAGGCUAAACUGCAGGAAGUGCGAGACGGGCGAGCCCCAGAGUAUUUAGUGCCAUUAGAGCAACUGCGGAAGAACAUGGAGAUCCGAAUAGAAGUGUCAGGUAUUUUGAGACAGUUGAGAAUUCAGGGGAUUAAGAACAAAUGUGAUAGUGAAGAAACCGCUGCUCUUCAACAUAUGAAGAGUGAAAAGAUUAUACUGUAUGAUACAGUAAAAGCAGAGUUGGAGGAAAAGAUACGAAGAUUAGAAGAGGAUCGACAUAACAUCGACAUCUCCUCUGAUCUUUGGAAUGAAUCUCAGACAUCAAAGAAAAACAAGAAGAAAUCCGAUCCCUUCAAUCCUGACAGACGACGAAAGCCAGUCACAGUUUCUGGUCCAUAUAUUGUCUACAUGUUGAAAGAUAUGGAAAUUAUAGAAGACUGGACCGCAAUAAAAAAGGCAAUCAAACAGCAAAGUCAGAAGAAGAAGUCAGAUUUGAUGAGAUCAUAACCCAUGGUAUCUCUCGUCAUCAUUAGUGACUCUUGUCUGACCAGUCAAAGUGCUUUUUUCUGAAGGGAUGUGUUUCUCUACCUGGAAUCAUGAAGUACUUGCAGGGGUGUAUGUUCUUGUUUUGUAUUGAUACAAAGAGGAAACAAGGACUUUAUUGCUUUACCAAUGUUGAAAAUGUGGACAAUUUUUCCAGUGUCCAUUCCUGCUAAGAAUUGAUGGAUAUUGUACCUUAGUUACCUGGUAAAGUAUUUGUGCUCUGUAGUGAAGCUUCUCAGUGAUAGCAAUAACAAGCCUCUCAGAAAAUAGGAUAUCUAGCCUCUCAGCCAGAAGACAGGAUAUCAAGCUUCUCAUCCAAAAGACAGGAUAUCAAGCCUCUUAGCCACAGGACAGGAUAUCUAGCUUCAGUCAGAAUGCAGGAUAUCAAGCCUCUCAGCCAAAAGACAUGAUAUCAAGUCUCUCAGCCAAAAGACAGGGUAUCAAGCCUCUCAGCCAGAAGAAGGAUAUCAGGGCUCUCAGGUAGAAGACUGGAUAUCAAGCCCCUUAGGCAGAAGACAGGAUAUCAAGCCCCUCACCCAGAAAACAGGAUAGCAAGCCUCUCAGCCUGAAGAUAGGAUAUCAAGCCUCUUAGCCAGAAGACAGGGUAUCAAGCCUCUUUAGGGGUAACCCACCACCCUCCUCCUACCCACUUUGGAGUGAGGGUUCUCGGAUGGUUGAGAGAUGAUGUGCAGGGAUGAGAGAUGAUGUGCAGGUGGAGUGCUGAUGUGCAGUAAUGAGAGAUGAUGUGUAGGGAUGGGAGAUGAUGUGCAGGGAUGAGUGAUGAUGUGCAGGGAUGGGAGAUGAUGUGCAGGGAUGAGAUGAUGUGCAGGUUGAGUGCUGAUGUGCAGGGAUGAGAUGAUGUGCAGGGAUGAGAGAUGAUGUGCAGGGAUGGGAGAUGAUGUGCAGGGAUGAGAUGAUGUGCAGGUGGAGUGCUGAUGUGCAGGUUGAGUGCUGAUGUGCAGGGAUGAGAGAUGAUGUGUAGGGAUGAGAGAUGAUGUGCAGGGAUGAGAUGAUGUGCAGGUGGAGUGCUGAUGUGCAGGUUGAGUGAUGAUGUGUGGGGAUGAGAGAUGAUGUGUAGGGAUGAGAGAUGAUGUGCAGGUUGAGUGAUGAUGUGCAGGGAUGAGGGAUGAUGUGUAGGGAUGGGAGAUGAUGUGCAGAUGUGCAGGUUGAGUGAUGAUGUGUGGGGAUGAGAGAUGAUGUGUAGGGAUGAGAGAUGAUGUGCAGGUUGAGUGAUGAUAUGCAGGGAUGAGAGAUGAUGUGCAGGUUGAGUGAUGAUGUGCAGGUUGAGUGAUGAUGUGCAGGUUGAGUGAUGAUGUGCAGGAUGGGAGAUGAUGUGCGGGGAUGAGGAUGAGAUGAUGUGCAGGGAUAAGAGGUGAUGUGCAGGGAUGAGAGAUGAUGUGUAGGGAUGAGGAUGAGAUGAAGUGCAGGGAUGAGAGAUGAUGUGCAGGGAUGAGAGAUGAUGUGCAGGGAUGGGAGGUGAUGUGCAAGGAUGAGUGACGAUGUACAGGGAUGAGAGAUGAUGUGCUGAUCAGGUCAGUAGUGACCAGGAAGUGUUAAAUUGUUCAUGGGAGGAAGAGUAGGAUGAUCCAACUAUAAUGUUAUCAUUCUCAUUUCAUGUAUGAUGAUUAUCAUGUUCAAGACAUCUCAUGUCCCUGUAUGUGUCACCUUUUAGUCCUAUUGUUGGCAGUUUUCUUCCCUUUUUUUCAACUCAGAACUUCCUCUGCACAUCUCCUAAUAGGGGCAUAUUAUAUAUACAGCCUGCAUACAUUGUAACAUUGUAUCAUAUCAUACUAGUUUAUGUAUAAAGUGUAGAUAUAUUAUCAGUGUGAGAUAGCUGAAACAUUGGACUUAAGUUGUGUUGAAGUUCAACCAAGAUACCUUUCUGUAUGAAGUGCUUGUGGUGGUGAUUUUUUAGUGUUAAUGUCACACUGUUUGUAUAAAGUGCGUAUAAAUGGACACCUCAGUGUGCAUCACCACCACUAGUUCUCUUAACUACACGUCCACUCUGGUAACAGUCAUUUAUUCUGUGACCAGGGACACUACAGUAACUUGCCAAAGGUUGGGGGUUUUCUCCACCCAUAAAACUGACUGCCAUUGUAUUAGUGAGAAAUCUUAAGCAUGGUAACAGUAAAAAAAACCAUAAAUACAGUGAGCCAAGCAGCAGUUAUCACCCUUAUUAUAAGCAGCAUGAAUGUCGGCUGCUAAAGUUGUCAGUAGCCAAUAAUGUAUGUGGCGAUCCAGGUUUCAACAGCCAAAGCUUGAAUAUGUCAGAGGUCAGCAUUUGGAGUUGUGUAUAUAUCACACCAUACAUUGGAAUUGCCAUUAUUUUAUGUGGCUGUUCACAGUGACAUGUCCGUGUAUCACUUGGUAAACAUUUGGUUAUUACCAGACUUAGUUAUCAAGGAUAAGGAACAUUUGCUAAAAACUGCUGCUUGUACAAAUGUACACAUAGCUUCUUGUCUGCUCCACCUUACACCUGUGAGGCCAUCAUUAAAACUAUGUUCAUUGGGGGUAGCCCGACCAACUGUUCACUAAUGGGCCACACUUCAACAGUUUUUAUUGGGAUUUUCUCAUAAAUUUCCUAUUUUUUAAUUUCCCUCUUAAUGUUAAUUUCUGUAAACUCCCUAUCUCUUCCAUUAGCCAAAAUGAAAAAAACAAACAUUACCAACCCUGUUUUUUCCUUGUAGAAUUGGGUUACCCUCUGUAGCCCAGAUCGUCUGGUUCUCUGUCAGCAUAACCUGUCAGCAUGUUUAGCAUAACCUGUCAGCAUGUUUAGCAUAACCUGAACUGUCUUUACCCAGUCAAUAUUUUGAACUCUGUUCAGUAUAAAGCCAGAUUCAAUGUAAAGACCAAAAUUUAAAUAGCUACAUCGCUAUGAAUGUUAACAAAUUCAUUUUUACAGUUUUGCCGGACUGCCUAUGUUGCAUGUAUAGUACUGGGAUCUUGGAUGCAUUUUGUUUUUACCAAAGGGUACAUUUUAAUAGGGAAUAAAAUGUAAUGUUUUUUAGCAGUUGUUCUGUUGAAUUUAAUUUGACUUAUUUGAUUGGAGCUUGUGACAAAUACAUCACCGAUGAGAGUCAGGGUAAUUGGUGAGACAGAACUAAAAAAAAAAACAGCACCCUUUGACCAGUGCAUAUACCUGACAAGCAUCUUGACGUAAUGCUUCAGCCCACACAAUGAGGUCUGAAGUUAAAGCUACAACCUCACAUUGGUCAAGGGUCACAUGGCUGGCACACGCAGUUCCCACCUAACUGACAAUCCUGACCCUGUGCAGUGCUCUGGCUGGCACAUGCAGUUCCCACCUAACUGACAAUCCUGACCCUGUGCAGUGCUCUAGCUGGUACAUGCAGUUCCCACCUAACUGACAAU